Molecule: messenger RNA, 1361 nt
Organism: Lotus japonicus
Lineage: Eukaryota; Viridiplantae; Streptophyta; Magnoliopsida; Fabales; Fabaceae
Product: AP-3 complex subunit sigma-like
Exons: 6
Coding region: 212-799 (195 amino acids)
Biological process (GO): intracellular protein transport; Golgi to vacuole transport
Cellular component (GO): AP-3 adaptor complex; membrane coat; intracellular membrane-bounded organelle
Source: RefSeq, a predicted model, not a curated record
GAGUUGCUAACUCCUCAAACAUUUGACAAAACGCUGCGUUUAAAAAAUUUCAGUGCUAAUCCUUCUUCGCCCAUCGCAGUUUGUGUACCCAUCGGCGAUCGAUCUGAUCGGAGACUCUACUCCGGCGCGGUUAAACUGGUGCCUCCGGUUCAAUUUGGCCUUCCUUUUCUCCAUCUCAGCACCUGUGAUUUCUUGAUCAGUAAAACCCAAAAUGAUAAGGGCAGUGCUGGUGCUGAACACGCAGGGGAAGCCUCGUCUCUCCAAAUUCUAUGAAUAUCAGCCAGUGGAGAAGCAGCAACAACUUAUUCGCAAUGUCUUUGCUGUCUUAUGCAGUAGACCUGAACAUGUCAGCAAUUUUGUGGAUGCUGAGUCCUUCUUUGGCCCGGAUGCUCGCCUUGUCUACAAGCACUUUGCAACUUUGUACUUUGUGUUUAUUUUUGAUAGUUCUGAAAACGAGCUUGCCAUGCUUGACUUGAUACAAGUCUUAGUUGAAACGAUGGACAAAUGCUUCAGAAAUGUUUGUGAGCUUGAUGUCGUGUUCAACUAUAGCAAGAUACAUACUAUACUAGAUGAGAUUAUUUUCGGAGGCCAGGUGUUGGAGACAAGUUCAACUGAAGUUUUGAAGGCUAUUGAAGAAAUAUCAAAGUGCUCUCUCUCUCCUCUUGUUUUUAACAUGGUUUUACUUUUUUGCAUUAUCAUGGUCAAUAAGAAAGCCCUACGUUCUGGUAAACUAGUAACCAGGGAUUUUUCACUCAGUAUAAAAGCUCAACCGUUUUUUUAUGCAGAUGAAAUGAUAUGAUGAAUCAAAAUUGUUUUUUACAUUUACAUUUUGUGGAGAAUAGGUUCUAAUCAAAAUUGUAUAUUUUUUAAAUUUAAUGCAGGCUUGAAGCAGCAUCCAAUACCAUGAAUCUUGUUUCAAAAUCUGUUUCAAAUUGGAGGUCCCGGUAGUCUAAUUUCAUGCGCAAGGAUCUGCUCUCCCACAUGCGAGGGGUUUGAGAUGUGAAAUGAAGCGUCUUUGAUGAGGGAACUGGGAAGUCAGUUAGAUGCAUUUUUCUUCUGAUGUAGGUGCUUCUUAUUGAAGCAUUGAAGCAAUGAAUGACACCCGAAUAAGAUUUGAUUUAACGUAGGGGCUUCAAGAAACAAUUUUCAACUUCUCUGACCACACAUUGUUCCCAACAGAUACCAAUUUUGGUCAAUCAAUUUGAUUGCAUUGACUUGAAAUGUUUACAUUGUAUAAAUACAUUCUUACACAUUGUAAUUAACUUAUGAGCUUUUAUCCUGUACCAAACAGGAACUGCUAGAAUCAAUGCAUUGACCAAUUGCUAGAUUGUCAAGGAAUUACAAGUUCUAGUUUUCUGAAA